AUGAAGCGCGUUCGAAACCGGACCUUCAAGCAGCAAUCCAAGCAGCCGCCCGAGCCAAAGUACCAGCGGAUGGCCGACAUCGAGGAUCUGGACGCGCUUAAGAAGAAGAAGAGCCUCCUCUACUUCAAGCUCAAGGAGAUCCUCAAGCUCGAGAAAGAGAAGCAGGCGCGGGGGCACGCAGCCUCCCCCCCUAGCGCAGCCGCGGCGGCGGGCGGCGUGGUGGACAGCGCUGCCGAGGGCGUCACCGACGAGCAGGGGUGGCAGGCCCAGGGGCGGCACGCGGGCCCCCCGCCGCACGAAGGGCCGCCGCCCCACCCGCACGGGUACGGCAAGCGGGGCUGGUGGGCGCGGUGA
Molecule: messenger RNA, 354 nt
Organism: Emiliania huxleyi CCMP1516
Lineage: Eukaryota; Haptophyta; Isochrysidales; Noelaerhabdaceae
Exons: 4
Coding region: 1-354 (117 amino acids)
Source: RefSeq, a predicted model, not a curated record